CAGAAGGCCGCAGCCAGAGUUCGAAUAUUCCGAGAGAUUCAAGUGUAAAUGCUUCUUCUUCACGAGAUCGACAGCCCACAACCAAAGCAGGAGCAACGGACACAAUCCUUGGUUCGGAAGCAUGCCCAAGUUCAAGUGCGAGAGAACAGGCAAAUAGUACAGGAGCCCCGCAAAAUAGGAACCCCAAGCCAGUGGGAGUGCGAGUAGGAGAGAAGACAACGUCACCUAAGAGUGACAGGGCAGCUAUUGAAACAAACCCAGAGCGACAAGCGGAAUCGUGGACAAUCAAAAAUGAGAUCUCAGAUACGGCAAGCAAGUCUGCAAAUGCUAGGAAAAGGCCAAGUGAUCGCCCACCAUUUGACGGUGCAACCUACGUUCCACACAAGGAGGAUGAAAUCCUCAAACAGAAACACUGCCAGAGCCAGCCGGUUUUGGAGAAAUGGGCCAUCCAGAAACUCGAAGAAAAAGACGUCGAGAUUACAUGCGUCAUCAGCUAUUACGAGAAGCAGCGAUCGAAGCACCUACGACAAUGCCAGGCUUACUUUGACGAAACGAAAGCCAAGAUCCAGCGACUCAAAGACCAAGUCAGGCAAAUGAGUGGGGAUUUGCAGCAUGCAACUCGAAAGAUCCAGGACAGGGACGACCACAUUGCGUCCAUGUCCAAGGCCAGUGGCGACUUUUCCUUGAACAGAGAGAAGACUCAGGAUGAAAGCAGCC
Molecule: messenger RNA, 717 nt
Organism: Colletotrichum godetiae
Lineage: Eukaryota; Fungi; Ascomycota; Sordariomycetes; Glomerellales; Glomerellaceae
Exons: 1
Coding region: 292-597 (101 amino acids)
Source: RefSeq, a predicted model, not a curated record